This is a messenger RNA of Cyprinodon variegatus (sheepshead minnow), 4515 nucleotides long. It is a transcript of the gene kdm2aa, whose product is annotated as lysine-specific demethylase 2A-like. The record is from RefSeq and is a predicted model, not a curated record. Bases 540 to 4331 code for a protein of 1263 amino acids. Gene Ontology annotation, molecular function: protein binding; zinc ion binding; transcription coregulator activity. Gene Ontology annotation, biological process: regulation of transcription by RNA polymerase II; protein demethylation. The transcript has 23 exons. NCBI's taxonomy places the organism in Eukaryota, Metazoa, Chordata, Actinopteri, Cyprinodontiformes, Cyprinodontidae.
UGCGAUGGAACGGAAAAUGGCGGCUUUUGGAGACGCUCGCAUCUUUACGCGCUGUGGAGUUCCACACAGGGCUAACGUUUUUGGCUUUUAAUGAGGUUAAACUUGUUUUUAUGCGGAUAUAUGCACCCCGAGGACACGGCGGGGUUCCGGUCUGAAGUUCCUUAAACUCUGGAGACCUAACGGGAUUCUGCUAAGAACAAAGCUCCGGUUGGUCCUGAAUUUAAAGAAAUUAGUCAAACUAAAAUAAUUUCUUUUAAAUUCUGGUCAGUAAUUUAGACGCUUUUUUGGGACGAGUCGUAACAGCUUUUCAACUAUUAGCACUUCUCUGUUUUGUUUCUCCGCCUCGUUAAUUCCCUUUAAAUCAGAGCAAAGCAACGGUCCACCGGUCCCCGCCUUUCUGUUUACUAUCAAAGAGCCAUGUGGCCCCACGGCGCAGGAUAGAGGGCUGCUGUGGCCCCACGGCGCAGGAUAGAGGGCUGCUGUGGCCCCACAGCUCUGGCUCCUUAUCUGUAGAGAAAGUCCCAGGGUUCCCAGUGAAUAUGGAUGAUUCAAAGCCACGCUACAGCAAAAGGCUGCGGGCCGGAACUAGAAGACGUUACCAUGACGAUGGCAUCUCUGAUGAGGAGAUCGAUGGAAGGAGGACGUUUGACUUGGAGGAGAAAGUCAGCAGCGAAAGGUUCAGUUCUGACCGGAUCGUCCGCAUGGAAGGAAAAGACUUCACUUAUGAGUUCGUCCAGAGAGGAGGCCUGAGGGACCCAAUCCUGUUUGAGAAGCCUGAUGGCCUGGGUCUGAAGAUGCCAGAACCGGACUUCAGUGUCAACGACGUCAAGACGUUUGUUGGUUCCAGACGCAUGAUAGAUGUGAUGGAUGUGAGCACCCAGAAGGGGACAGAGAUGUCCAUGGCCCAGUGGACGCGUUACUACGAGACUCCUGUGUCUCAGAGAGAUAAACUCUAUAACGUCAUCAGUCUGGAGUUCAGCCACACCAAGCUGGAGAAUCUGGUCAAGAGACCCACCACGGUGGAGCUCAUAGACUGGGUGGACAACAUGUGGCCUCGUCACCUUAAAGAGAGACAGAGGGAUUCAACCAACUCCAUCAAUGACAUGCAGUACCCAAAGGUCCAGAAGUACUGCCUGAUGAGUGUCCAAGGCUGCUACACAGACUUCCACAUCGACUUUGGAGGGACGUCCGUCUGGUACCACAUCCUGAAAGGGAGGAAGGUGUUCUGGUUGAUCCCUCCUACGGAUCCAAGCCUGGAGCUCUAUGAGAACUGGGUUCUGUCUGGAAAGCAGGGAGACAUUUUUCUGGGAGACCGAGUGUCUGACUGUCAGAGGAUCGAACUGAAGCCGGGCUGUACCUUCAUCAUCCCCUCAGGUUGGAUCCAUGCCGUCUAUACCCCCGUGGACUCCAUGGUGUUUGGAGGAAACUUCCUGCACAGCUUCAACAUCCCCAUGCAGCUGAACAUCUGUAACAUAGAGGACAGAACGCGGGUUCCUAUGAAGUUCCGCUGUCCCUUCUUCUAUGAGAUGUGCUGGUACGUGCUGGAGCGCUACGUCUACAGCCUAACGAAGACCUCUUACCUCACACCUGAGUUUCAGAAAUACUCUCUGGGUACAGCUCGUGAGCUGCAGGAGGAGGGUUCUGGUAAGAACGAAGAGCCUUCAGGCGCCCAGUCGGAAAAGUCCCCAUCCAAAGUCCAUUUGACUCCCCUGGAGCUGGAGGGGCUGUGGAGUCUGAUCGGCAAACUGGAGACGCUGCAGUCCAACAAGAAGUGCGUUCCAGCUGGAAUCCAGAACGCCUCCACGCUCAUGACGCACAUCAAGGCUCUGCUGAAGGAGCACGCUAAUGACAACCCUAAACUGGCGUACACUGGGAAACCCAUCGUCAAGUGGCCGCCCAGGCCCUCAUGGUAUCAGCCGCCGCCGCCGCCUCCUCCUCCCCCACCGCCACCAGCCCCUCGUCCUAAACCACCCUCAGCAACCACCGUCCAGCGUCCUCAGAAACCCGCCUCCAUGUCUUCACUGAGGCGGCGCCGAGUCAGAUGUAAGCGCUGUGAGGCCUGCAUUAGGCCAGAGUGUGGAGAGUGUAACUUCUGCAGAGACAUGAAGAAGUUUGGAGGACCAGGGAAGCUCAAGCAGACCUGCGUGCUGCGGCAGUGCCUCUCACCGGGCCUUCCUCUGUCUGCUGUGUGUGAGAUCUGCAAAGAGCCCAAUCAGGAGGAAACUGGAGACCCUUCCCUCACCCUGAUGGAGUGUUCCAGCUGUGCCCAGAUCGUCCAUCCCGCCUGCCUCACGGUACGUCAGGAGGUUCCGCUUUGGUUUGGAGUUAAUAAGAUCAUUAUUUAUCCCUCUGCGGGUAACCUGGAGCGGUCUGCGUUCUACGACAUCAUCAGGUCUCAGAAACUAAAGAACCCUGAGGGACGCCACAGUAAAGCUGUUGCUCUGUUAAAUAAAAACCUGAUGAAGCUGAAGUUUCUGAGCCUGCGUCUUUCCUCCCCUCAUGUUCAGAAAAGGAAAUCCUCAUCUCUGCUUGACGCUCGGAUCGCAAAGAUCUACAGACGCCACCUCCACAGCCAGGAUGGGGAGGACUCUGCCAGUGACGACGAUAACUCGUCCCACAGAAGGAGAUUGGCUCUCUCUGCUCACGGAGGCGGCCACAUGUCCAGGAAGGCGUUCGGUGCCAACAGGAGAGGUCUGCUGCGGGGCGGCCUGUCCCACAAAGGGAGCAGAGGGGGGCUGGGGGCGGGCGGCUCCAUGUCGGGCCUCAGACUAAAGAGGGGCGUGGCCAUGAGGGAGGCGGGGCGGAGAGGCCGGGUCAGACUCCGCGGAGGCUCCAGGAUGCAAAGGAGGGGCGACGACUCAGAAGAGUCGGAUGACGAUGAAGACGAUGAUGAUGACGACGACGACGAUGAUGACGAUUAUGAUGAAGAAGAAGGCGAGAGCGAGGAAGAAAAGGAAUAUCUGCGGCACAAACACAGGAGACGCAGGAGGGACUACGAUGAAGACGAGGAUAGCGAAGGGCAGGACUACGACCCUGAAGAAGAGGAGGUGGACACCGCUGAAGAUGAAGAGCUGAAAAAGGAGGAGGAUGAGGAGGAGGACGGUCGCUGGGAUUCAGACCCAGAACCUCCGGUUCUCCUGGUGUCCGACCUGAACGACGAGCUGCUGAGCGGCUCCUACCUGACGGUCACCCUGCAGCAGCCUCACAGAACCAAGAGCCAGUCAGGCUCCAUCGUGCCGAAGCUGGAGGCCGCCAUGGGGCUGAGGUCAGCAGCAGGGGGAGGUGGUCAGCAGGGCUUCAUCCAGAGGAAGGCGGCUCAUUCCAAACCUUCCAGAGUCCGAGGUGCUGAUUCUGCCGACACCUUCACCCCCAGAGGACCCGGCAGGCCUCGUCUGCGAGGAAGUCAGGGAGAAAAAAGCAGCAGAACGUACUCUGCCUCUUCCUCUGAGGAAGACCAGGCUGCUGCUCCUGCUCCGUCCUCUCUGCUGUCUCUGCCGUCCUUUAAGGACGCAGGCAGCGAUCGGGGCGGGGAGAAGGAGAUCUGGGUGUCUGUCUUCAGAUACCUGAACAGAGCGGAGCUGCUGGCCUGUAUGACCGUCUGUAAAGCCUGGUAUAAAUGGAGCUGUGACAAACGCCUGUGGAGUCACAUCGAUGUGAGUCGGUGCAACCCGCUCAGUAACCAGGCGCUGGCGGGCAUCAUCAAACGCCAUCCCACCUCUCUGGACCUGUCCUGGACGCCGCUGGCCAUGAGGCAGCUGAACUGCCUGCUCACCAGACUCCCAGGUCUGAGGGAGCUGAGGCUGACCGGUCUGCCCUGGUCCUGUCUGUCAGCGCUGGUCUCUCCCACCCUGCCCCAGUUACAGCUGCUGGAUCUACGCUGGUGUGAAGGCAUCAGAGAGGCCCAGAUUAAAGAGAUCAUCACUCCACCAGGUUUGGAGUCGUCGCGCAGCAGGCUGAGGAACAUGGUGACGCUGCGUCUGUCCGGCCUGGACAUCAGCGAGUCCACCCUCAGGCUGUUGCAGCGCCACAUGCCCCAUCUGCAGACUCUGGACCUGGCUCACUGCAAGAACGUAACGGAUUCCUGUAUCACGCUGCUGGCAGCCGCUGGGACUCACACCCGCAACAACCUCAGCGAGCUGACUCUGGCUGGUUGUAACCAGCUGAGCGACGGCUGCCUGUCCUACAUGAAGAGGUUCUCCUCUCUGACUCUGCUGGACCUCAGAGGCUGUAAGGGUGUCAGCAGACGGGCCUGCGACGCCUUCAUCUCUGACCUGUCCCAUGUUGCCCUCUUCUGUAUGAUGGAGGAGAAGCUCAUCCAACGCCUGGACUGAACGCAGAGAAUCAUCAUUUGAUGACAGCGGAGCGGUCAGACCGGACUGCGGCCCACAUAAUGCAGGACUUUUAUCUUAGUCAUUUCAUUUAACACCUGAUCCCGUCUGUUUUUAUUUUUGGUGUUUUUUUUGUAAAUAGAAGAUCUUUGUAUGCAGAUGUUGUUUGGCUCCAUCUGAGCAGAGU